AUGCUGGCAAGGAAACGGGCGCUUUUCUGGUUCCAGCCGGGACAAUUACAUCCCCGGAACGUUUGUUUCUGUGCUUUCUGGUAUCCGGAUUCUAUUGGGCGUUGCGCUAUAGCGGAGGUGGUUGCCAAGGCGACGCUAGGGAAGAUGGCUGCGACGUCUUCAGCGGAUUCCGACAGAUCGGGUAAUGGUGAAGCCUUUGGAGCUCCCACUUACGACCCUCUGUGUUUUCCAGCUCUGGCAGAUUUGCAUGGCGAUGGGGAAUACAAGCUGGUGGUGGGAGACCUUGGCCCAGAUGGGCAGCAGCCCCGCCUGAAGGUGCUCAAAGGACCAACGGUGCUGACCGAAAGCCCACUGCCUGCCCUGCCAGCCUCUGCUGCCACCUUCCUCAUGGAGCAACAUGAGCCCAGGACGCCAGCCCUGGCUCUCGCUUCAGGGCCAUGUGUCUAUGUGUAUAAGAAUCUUAGACCCUACUUCAAGUUCAGCCUGCCCCAGUUACCUCCAAACCCUCUGGAACAAGAUCUUUGGAACCAAGCCAAAGAGGACCGGAUUGACCCCUUAACCCUGAAGGAGAUGCUGGAGGACAUCCGGGAAAAGGCGGAGGUACCUUUGUCUGUACAGUCACUCAGGUUUCUGCAGCUGGAGCUGAGUGAAAUGGAGGCAUUUGUGAACCAGCACAAAGCCAAGGUUAUCAAGCGGCAGACAGUCAUCACCACCAUGACCACCCUGAAGAAAAACCUGGCUGAUGAGGAUGCGGUGUCAUGCCUGGUGCUGGGCACUGAGAACAAGGAGCUCCUAGUGCUUGACCCUGAGGCCUUCACCAUUUUGGCCAAGAUGAGCCUGCCCAGUGUCCCUGUCUUUCUGGAGGUUUCCGGCCAGUUUGAUGUGGAGUUCCGGCUGACUGCUGCCUGCCGAAAUGGGAGCAUCUAUAUCCUGAGGAGAGACUCCAAACACCCCAAGUAUUGCAUCGAGUUGAGUGCCCAGCCUGUGGGGCUGGUCCGGGUAUACAAGACCCUGGUGGUGGGCAGCACCCAGGAGAGUCUGCAUGGCUUCACCCACAAGGGUAAGAAGCUGUGGACAGUGCAGAUGCCUGCAGCCAUCCUGACCAUGAACCUCCUGGAGCAGCGUUCCCGGGGCCUGCAAGCAGUCAUGGCUGCUCUGGCCAAUGGAGAAGUCCGAAUUUACCGUGACAAGGCCCUGCUUAAUGUCAUCCAUGCCCCUGAUGCAGUAACCAGCCUUUGCUUUGGCCGAUAUGGGCGAGAAGACAACACCCUCAUCAUGACCACUCGGGGUGGUGGCCUGAUCAUCAAGAUCCUGAAACGUACAGCAGUGUUUGUGGAAGGGACAGGUGAGACGGGCCCACCACUAGCACAGACCACAAAACUCAAUGUGCCCCGAAAGACGCGGCUGUACGUGGAUCAGACCUUGAGAGAGCGGGAAGCUGGCACAGCCAUGCACCGAACCUUCCAGACAGACCUCUACCUGUUGCGCCUGCGGGCUGCCAGAGCCUAUGUACAGGCCCUGGAGUCCAGCCUGAGCCCCAUGUCAAGCACAGCUCGGGAGCCACUCAAGCUGCAUGCUGUG
Messenger RNA from Cricetulus griseus (Chinese hamster), 1581 nucleotides. The record is from RefSeq and is a predicted model, not a curated record. NCBI's taxonomy places the organism in Eukaryota, Metazoa, Chordata, Mammalia, Rodentia, Cricetidae.